This is a messenger RNA of Paramacrobiotus metropolitanus, 1196 nucleotides long. RefSeq lists its product as uncharacterized. The transcript has 2 exons. The record is from RefSeq and is a predicted model, not a curated record. Bases 150 to 1196 code for a protein of 348 amino acids. Lineage: Eukaryota; Metazoa; Tardigrada; Eutardigrada; Parachela; Macrobiotidae.
GGAUUUGCAGCGUUUGGUAUGUCAGAAAUUGUGUGAAUAUAGCAGAGUUACACACCAGUUUACGAUAUUAUUUUAGGUUUUAUAUCAGCAUUUAGUACAGGAUCUGUACCCUUAUUACGAGUUUCACGCUUUGCAUCCUCAGAAAUUAAAUGACCGUAGAUUACAAAAUGUGGAGCGGGUCCGUAAUCUUCGUUUUACGAGCCGCAGAGGCUCAUCCACAAUUAUUUGGCUUUAUUGUAAGAGAGCUCAUUCUGUGCUUUGUAUUCUCCGCCGCCUGUUCUGUCAAGUAUGAAAGUCAUCUCGGGACAAGUACAACUGCUACUGCAUUUACUGCAGUUCAGACUACUAAUCCCACAGAAGAAGCUCUUCGCCAGUUGGAUAAAGCCAUGACAUUGGCUGGGGGAAGAAACAGAGCACUGGUGCUAAAAGGCAUCUCCUUGCCGUCACCUUUUCUUCCUCUUGACAUUGGGCAAGCGGACGUGGUGAUCAGAGCGUCCGAAGGAGAGUGCGUGAUCCUCCAGUGCACUAGAGAAAAUGGGCUUGUUUUAUCCGAUCCAGUCAUCAGGUUUAACGGAAAGCUCCUGAAAUUUAUAGCUAAUGGACUGUUAAACUGGCGAGAGAAAAGUUACUACAGCUGCAGGUCCUCGUCGUUUGACCGAAAAACGGAAACUGAAAGCAUCCAGAUCGUUAAAACCGAUGGUCGUAGUGAAACUGGUUCCUUCCAGAUAAAAAUGACGAAUUUCACGCAUGCUCACGCGGGUGUUUAUGAAUGCCUUCACGAGAAUGGCAGCGAGUUCGUUGCAUUUAAACGGUUUGUGCUCAGCCCACAACUGUUUCAUAACAGAGUGUUUUAUCCGCCAAUGGGCAACGUCACGGCAGUUGUGGGUGGGCAGGCGGAACUUCGCUGCACCGUGGCUUUUGAUGCGAUGCCUGGAACACUAGACGAUUUUGACGGGCGGAUCAUUUGGAGGAAGGAGCAUUAUCUAAUAUUUGCUCUCGGCAUACCGUCCUUUCGGAAGGCCGUGAACAGGAGAGCCCUUGUCAAAACUGGGUUUGAUGACGGUUGCUACACCUCCUUGAUAUUCGAUGAAGUGCAACUAGAUGACGCUGGACAGUAUCAAUGCUUUUUUAAAACAGAUGAUGUGUUUGACGAGUGGUUUGUACAAGCUGCAUAUCUGCAUGUGAACACGACUUGA